This is a messenger RNA of Venturia canescens, 5398 nucleotides long. It is a transcript of the gene Septin1, whose product is annotated as Septin 1. Lineage: Eukaryota; Metazoa; Arthropoda; Insecta; Hymenoptera; Ichneumonidae. Gene Ontology annotation, molecular function: molecular adaptor activity; GTPase activity; GTP binding. Gene Ontology annotation, biological process: cell division; intracellular protein localization; cytoskeleton-dependent cytokinesis. The record is from RefSeq and is a predicted model, not a curated record. Gene Ontology annotation, cellular component: septin complex; cell division site; microtubule cytoskeleton. The transcript has 6 exons. Bases 2105 to 3187 code for a protein of 360 amino acids.
GGAUGUAUUUUAUACUUUAAUCUCUAUAAAAUGAAUAUUCAUAAAAACAACGCCAAUUUUCUACUAAAUGUAUAGUUGUAUGUGCUUGCUACAUAGUACUUUUGCUAUUAUUUUUCAUAGAAGUGGACACGAUUUUUAAAAAAUUUCAUCGUUAACGAUUUGGUUUUUUAAAUUUCACAGCUAUCAAUUAUCGAAGUUUGUGUACAAAUAAUCACACACCGUGUGUGUGCUAUACUGAUGGUGUAGUUAAAGCACGCUGCCUUUUUUAUCGGUACACAGACGAACGUUUAUCUGGGUGCUGUUUUCAAAGCUUGAUGGCACUUUUGUAAUAAAAAAAUCGACAGUGAUGGCGAGUACAUAAUCAUCUUGUGGCCCGGCUUUCGGGCAAUACCAGCAAUACGUGGAUUAGUGAAUAUAUACUUGGGCGUUUGUCGACUCUUACCAUCAGACACUAUGAACGAUGAAGAAGUUCUGUUUUGGUGGUGUUGAUCAUUCGAAUAUAUCAAUAUAUUUUAGAAUAUUGAUUCUAACCUCUAACCUUACCUCGAAUAUUCAAAUUUGAAAAUUUUCAACACGAUUUGACUGCGAUUACAGAAAAACCGUGUUAGCUCAUGCGAAACAAUGGCAAAGUAAAUGAGCUAGCAGCGCUUUUUUAUAAUCGAUCAAACGGUAUCGGGUCUCUUUUGAAUGCUCAUACAUGAAUAUGAUGCAGUUUUCGGAACAAAUUUUUUCUUUGCAAUAUCAACUUUUAUCAACUCUCGUAUAAUUUAUUAGUAUAGAAUUUGAUAUGGGGGUUAUUACAAUAAUUUCAAAGACUUAUAAUCAUUUUUCAUAUUAGGGCUGUUAAUUAUUCUAUGAUUCUAUUCUGUAUAUUUUUUUUUGUCAUUCUAUACUUGUAUUUACGGUAAAAAAGACUUUUCGAACGAAAAAUCUGAAUGCCAGCAAUAUGAAAUGUACACUUUAAAAAAAAUGAGAUUGCAUGAGAAUAUUGAGGAUAUAUUUAAAUGAUGUGUUUCAAUGUUCUGAACAAAACUCCAAAAAUAUAAUAUUAUUAUUAAAUAAUAAAACUCGUGAUUUUUGAAGAAAUGGUAUGGAAAAUAUCACGAAAUAUAGAAGUUUUGAGGUUAUAACACGAGAAGAAGUUUUGUCGAAUGAUGAAACCAGAUUAUUGCUAUGUGAAACCGCUGUCAAUGAAUUAUAGGGUCGUUGCGGUGACAAAAAAUGAUUGUUUCAAAUCUGAUCUAAAUAGCAUAUGAUGAAUCAUAGGCUUAUUAUCCUACAUCGAAAUUUACUCGAUUGUUGCCCGGAAAGAAGUAUAUGAGAAAUGAACUUUGCCGAACAGUUUUCUCCUUAUAAAAUUUACUACUCGAUUGAGUUCAACUCCCAGUCGAGUAAUUUUAUGUUUACGCGCAAAUUUCUUCCAAUAAUAUAAUAAAUCUCCAUUGGCGAAAAAAAAAUGCCGAGUCGAAUCUUUGACGAGGUUGAAAUCGGUGUUCGGUGUGCACGCGCGUCAUUAUUAUUUUCGAAGUUUUAAUCGAAAUCAUUGCAUUUAAUAAACGAAUUGUGACUAUCAGAUUCAGGAAUAAUUUCUACAAUAGUCAUUCUACACGUUUUUAAUAUAAAACGAGGUAGUAUUUUUAUUAUUCCAUAUAUGCCACGCCUCUUCCCCCACUUCUGAGUCGUUAUAGUUGGGAGGGAGAAGAGCUGGCGCACAAGUGUUUCCCCGAUGGCAUGAAGCAGCAUGAAGCGUCGUCGUCGCACGUUCAUUUUCAGUUCAAACUAGUAAGGCUUCAGCGAAAUUUCUCGUGAACCUGUCAUUCUGUUGGCUAAAAAUGUGUACCUUCUGAGCCAAUAAUCUGUAGAAUUUUUGGAACGAAUAAAAAAAAACAUCGAGUCUCUGUCGUCGAGGGAUAAAUGUGUGUGGUUGAGAAAGGCUGAAAUAAAUUUCUGGAAAUACACGAUUUUAUUUAUCGUGUUAUCUCGCUGUCAGUCACGGCGUCCGGUGGUCAUUUUCGAAGUACCUUCCCUCCGUCUCCAAAAAUACUAGCAUAAAAAAAUCGAAAUAAAGGAAAAAUUGGCGUUCCGACCGGAUUAUUUUCGUAAAAUGUCCAGCGAAAGUGUGAAAACGUUUGCGAGUUUGGAGACUCCGGGUUAUGUUGGCUUUGCUAAUUUGCCAAAUCAGGUACACAGAAAAUCUGUUAAGAAAGGUUUUGAAUUUACUCUUAUGGUCGUUGGCGAAUCCGGCCUCGGGAAAUCGACUCUCGUCAAUAGCCUUUUUCUUACUGAUCUGUAUCCAGAAAGAAUUAUACCGGAUGCUGUUGAGAAAACAAAUCAAACUGUGAAACUGGAUGCUUCCACGGUUGAGAUAGAAGAACGUGGUGUCAAGCUUCGGUUGACGGUUGUGGAUACACCUGGCUAUGGAGAUGCAAUUGAUAAUACUGAUAGUUUCAGAGCAAUAAUACAAUACAUUGACGAUCAAUUUGAACGAUUUUUACGUGAUGAGAGUGGCUUGAAUAGGAGAAAUAUUGUUGACAACAGAAUACAUUGCUGUUUCUAUUUUAUUUCACCUUUUGGUCAUGGACUGAAGCCUUUAGAUAUCGAGUUUAUGAAACAACUGCAUAACAAGGUCAACAUUGUUCCUGUUAUUGCGAAAGCUGAUGUACUCACGAAAAAGGAAGUUUUGCGUUUGAAGAAACGCGUUAUGGAGGAAAUCGAGGGUAGUGGAAUCAAAAUUUAUCCAUUGCCGGAUUGUGACAGUGAUGAAGAUGAGGAUUACAAAGAACAAGUUAGACAGCUCAAGGAAGCUGUACCGUUUGCCGUUUGCGGUGCUAAUACUCUCCUUGAAGUAAAAGGACGAAAAGUUCGGGGCCGCCUGUAUCCUUGGGGCGUUGUUGAAGUUGAAAAUCCCGACCAUUGCGAUUUUAUCAAACUCAGAACGAUGCUUAUCACUCAUAUGCAAGAUUUGCAAGAAGUGACACAAGAGGUACAUUACGAAAAUUACCGCAGUGAGAGAUUGGCAAAAGGUGCCCCUGUACCGCCACGUCGUCAAAUGGUCGUUGAAGCCAAAGAACCACCGAGUGCUGGAUCAGAGAAGGAUCGAAUUCUUCAAGAAAAGGAUGCUGAGCUGCGACGCAUGCAAGCGAUGCUCGCAGCAAUGCAGGCGCAAAUGCAACAACAGCAUCCGUAACCAAAAAAGCGCCGCGUUGCGUUGGAUCACGAGAAAAACGAGGAAAAAUAUUACGAAAAAAAAAAACAAUUUUCUUGCCAGGUGCCAAAAACAAAACAGAGAAACGGAAAAGCAAAACGUUCGAACUUGUACUGCUGAUUAGUAUUCGAGGAGGGGCCCAGUAACGGUUUUAACCUGCUGCUUGCCGUGAAUGUCAAUAGUUGAACCGACGCGACAAGCCAUUUUAAAUUCAGCCUACAACACGUACUUACGGAUAUGUAUAUUCGUGAUAUAUUUUAUACGAUGCAGUAUUUUUUUAAUGAAGAGAAUGAGGAGAAGGAAACUCAUUUAAGGAAUUUGUGCGCUGGAAGUUGUUCGAAAUCUGUUCAUAGAAGUUUUCGUUUGUUUUUUAUUUCGUUCGAGAUUUAAUAGAAAUUUCGAAACAACCAUUUUUCUACAGUAAGCGAACGAUAAACGGAAAUAAUCUCCUUUCAUUUUCCAAAAUAUGUUUGGUACGAAUGUUUUCUAAAUUCAAAAAAAUUGAAAGAUUAUUAUUCACAGAAGGAAAACUUGUUUAAAUACUUUAAGCACAUUGGAACGAUAUUGCGUUUCAUUUUUACUUUGCAAUGCGAUUACAAGCGUACGACAAAACGAAAAACCAAAUUAAUAUUAGAGUUCCCACUAGAGAAAUACUAUUGAAAAAAUAUUGGAACUGUAUCGUGAAACGUUCCCAUACCGCUCAUAAUCAACAUUUUAUAAGAAUCCGUCGAAGUGCCUUGCAUAUUGUAUUUGUGGUAUUUUAUUUUGCAUUUCCGGAGGGCCAAAUAUCGACGAGUUUUUCUAUUUUUUCCAUCGAUAGGCAUUUUUCACAAAAGAUAAAUACAAGCAGGUAUAAAUAUGUACAUAAGACGCAUCAAAAUUUUUAAUGCACACAUACAUAUCGGAUUUGUUUCACAGCUAUAUCCGAGAGUGAAAAGCAUUCCUAAUCUUCCAAUUUUAUAUUUUUUUCUUACAUUGAUGAACCAAAAUAAAAUAAUUGGUUAGUCUAGUUAUACAGCUUUUGUUUUUAUUUUUUAUUUUAGAAUAUUGAAUUUACUAUUGAAUUAUGAUGGAAAUUAAUACGGUUGAUCCAAAGUUUUCAGUGCAAUCCUUUUUCUGUUUCUUGUGUAUUUUUCUUUUAAACGUAAACGGAGCAAAAUUAAUUUUUUAUUCCUCCUCGCGUAGCCUCGUGACUUCCAACAAUAAUUGAAGUCCCUAAUGCUUCUUGAAUACACUAUCAAUGAUAUUGCACUACAGAAAAUAUUUGUCAUUAGUGGAAUAUGAAAAAGAAAUGGUUUCUUAUUCAUGCGAAUGUCUUCUCUCAUUGACUCGUUCGUAAUGUGAUAGUUAUAACUCAGCGUUUAAUCACGUUUUUUCAUGAUACUUACAAAAUACUAUAAGGAACAUUUUUUAUUUUUUACACGUUUGCAUUUAUAUACUUUACUUUGAUUCCUCGGAUUUUGGUCGAAUCGUGAACGAUUGAGAAUGAAUAAAUAUUGGAUCUGAGCAUCGCGAAUGGCAAGAGUGUAUCCCAAAUGAAACACCAUGUUCUAUCGAUUGACGAAUUAAACAUUUGAAUGAAUGAUAAACGCAUAAAUGAAAGAUCAUCGAUACUAGUAUUUCCGAUAAUUUCUCAUUUUUCGCAGUACCGAUGUUCCUCGUUCUUUAUUGUUCGUACGUUUUUUUACAAAAUUUUUUAAUGCCACUUUGUACAACUAAAUUUACAAGUAACAUCUACGUUUGAGUUAUUUGUGCAUAUAAUAGUCUAUCGCCGUUGAAAACGCGGCGAAACCUGCGGCACCGAAUAGACCUGCCUUCACUCCGGCUAUAAAAAAAAGACAGAAACCAUCAUGGAUCCACUUUUGAAUAUGAGAAAUAUUCCAUCGUAACGAAUCGUAGAAAGUUUUUUUUACCUCUCAAUCCUAUUAAGCCUCCGGUUAAACCACCGGCAUAAGUUCCAUUCUUCCAAUCAGUUUUUCCGCGAUACUGCAAAAUUAGGAAAUAUGAGCAAUGUAGAAUAAAAAUGUUUGCAAAAAAAUUCUCUUCAAUAUAUCUUUUUGUCUAUUUCCAUGGGUUUUUUCUUAUCAUCGUAUUUGAGAAACAACAAAUUUAUUCUCCCGCCAGCCAUGAAAAUUAAAUUUUGUAAGAACAAAAAUUUUGUAUACUAUCAAAUAAAAUCCCAUUCGUAAAUUA